UGCCUAGAUUUAUUAGCAUCUAUAUGAAUCUAGACAAUGCUAAAAAAUUUUACAUUAUGAAACGGAGGGGUAGCACUAGCUGCACUACCUUGUAAAUUACUUCGAUACAAAAUAAAACAAACAACCUGCUCAUACAAGUUGGCCAUUUGCUCCAAAUUUAUUAAUGACCCCUGAAUAAACCAAAGCUAAACCGACAAUUAAUUUUACACAGUGAGGGGGGUAUUACUUUGUAAAAUAUAGUACCACUUUCGAAGCGAAUCAAACAAAACAACCUCCCCAUGCAAGUUGUCCAAUUUGGUCCAAAUUUUAUUAAACCGUCCUAAGGAAACCUAAUAAAUUAAUCGAAAGAUCACACGCUAUAUAUUAAAGUAAGCACACAAGCAGUAGAUUUAUUUGCAACAGUACAGGCUAGUAGUAGCUCACACAGCAAGUUGCGUCCGACCCAAUAUAUAUACGGCUCUUCCUCAUCGACCUCUUCUCCAACCCCUCAUCGCCGCAAAGAAAUUCCACCGAACACACAGCGAGGAGGAGGAGGAGGAAGAGAAGAGAAGAGAAGAGGAGGGUGGGGGAGCGCGAAGGAGACAAGGGAACAGCUCAACAUGCCGUGCAUCCCGGCGUCCAGCCCAGGCAUCCCGCACCAGCACCAGCACCAGCACCACAGGGCGCUAGCAGGCGUCGGCAUGGCCGUCGGGUGCGCCGCGGAGGCGGCCGUGGCCGCGGCGGGGGUCGCGGGGACGAGGUGCGGGGCGCACGACGGGGAGGUCCCGGCGGAGGUGGCGCGGCACCACGAGCACGCGGAGCCAGGGUCGGGUCGGUGCUGCUCGGCGGUGGUCCAGCACGUGGCGGCGCCGGCCGCGGCGGUGUGGUCGGUGGUGCGGCGGUUCGACCAGCCGCAGGCGUACAAGCGGUUCGUGCGCAGCUGCGCGCUGCUCGCCGGGGACGGCGGCGUGGGCACGCUCCGAGAGGUGCGCGUCGUGUCGGGACUCCCCGCGGCGUCCUCCCGCGAGCGGCUCGAGAUCCUCGACGACGAGAGCCACGUCCUCAGCUUCCGCGUCGUCGGCGGCGAGCACCGCCUCAAGAACUACCUCUCGGUCACCACCGUCCACCCGUCCCCAUCCGCGCCGACGUCCGCCACCAUCGUCGUGGAGUCCUACGUCGUCGACGUCCCCGCAGGCAACACGCCCGAGGACACCCGCGUGUUCGUCGACACCAUCGUCAAGUGCAACCUGCAGUCGCUCGCCAAGACCGCCGAGAAGCUCGCCGCCGGCGUCAGGGCCGGCGCGUGAGCCCUCUCCACCGCCGGGCCAUUGGUAACUAACCGAUGGAUCGUUUUUCCGGGCGGACGGAUGUGUGUUUCUUCGGCGCGUGAUCUUUCUUUUUUUUUCCUCUUUGGUUUCUUCACAUUUGACCCCUCUUUCUCCUCUCCAUUUUUUUUUCUCGUUGUUGCGAGAGACACACACAACCAUCCUCCCUUGUCCAAAAAGAUUCAAGAAAUGACAUGUAUAAUUGACAGCCUGCAAUUCCAUUUGUAUGCUCGAGUUGGUUGGUGUA
Molecule: messenger RNA, 1551 nt
Organism: Oryza brachyantha (malo sina)
Lineage: Eukaryota; Viridiplantae; Streptophyta; Magnoliopsida; Poales; Poaceae
Product: abscisic acid receptor PYL4-like
Exons: 1
Coding region: 600-1286 (228 amino acids)
Biological process (GO): abscisic acid-activated signaling pathway
Cellular component (GO): cytoplasm; nucleus
Molecular function (GO): signaling receptor activity; abscisic acid binding; protein phosphatase inhibitor activity
Source: RefSeq, a predicted model, not a curated record